AUGGCUGCACAGUUGACUCAAGAGCAAAGGGCGCAGUACAAGGAGGUGUUUGACCUCUUCGACAAGGAUGGGACAGGUGACAUCACUGCCCAGGAGCUUGGCGAGGUGAUGAGGUCUCUCGGCCUCAACCCCAGCGACACCGAGUUGAACGACAUGGUCAACGAGGUCGACGCCGACAACAAUGGCACCAUUGACUUCAACGAGUUCCUCAACUUGAUGGCGCAAAAGGUGCAGGUCGGCGACGCCGAGGAGGAGCUCAAGAACGCUUUCAAGGUGUUUGACCGUGACGGCAGCGGCACCAUCUCGGCCGAGGAGCUGCGCCACGUGCUCACCUCCCUGGGCGAGAACAUGACUGCGGCGGAGAUUGAUGAGAUGAUUCAAAUGGCUGACAAGGACGGUGAUGGAUCAAUUGAUUACGACGAGUUCGCCUCGAUCAUGAUGAGAGAGUAA
Molecule: messenger RNA, 450 nt
Organism: Colletotrichum godetiae
Lineage: Eukaryota; Fungi; Ascomycota; Sordariomycetes; Glomerellales; Glomerellaceae
Product: calmodulin
Exons: 6
Coding region: 1-450 (149 amino acids)
Biological process (GO): spindle pole body organization
Cellular component (GO): central plaque of spindle pole body
Molecular function (GO): calcium ion binding; enzyme regulator activity
Source: RefSeq, a predicted model, not a curated record